Salvia miltiorrhiza (redroot sage) is the source of this 663-nucleotide messenger RNA. RefSeq lists its product as uncharacterized. Gene Ontology annotation, molecular function: nucleic acid binding; RNA-DNA hybrid ribonuclease activity. The coding region runs from base 1 to 663 and encodes 220 amino acids. NCBI's taxonomy places the organism in Eukaryota, Viridiplantae, Streptophyta, Magnoliopsida, Lamiales, Lamiaceae. The transcript has a single exon. The record is from RefSeq and is a predicted model, not a curated record.
AUGUUACUCUGGCAAAUCUGGAAGGAUGGAAAUGGUAAGGUCUGGAACAAUAAGUCUCCUGUCCCGGCGGCUUCGGUUAUGGCAGCAGCCUCGACGUGGGCCGAGUGGAGUUCGGUGCGAGCUUCUGCUACUCGUUCUAACCCCCAGCAGAUCGCUAAGGCUGUCUGUCUUGGCUGGCAUCCCCUUCCUCCAGGUGCUAUUCAGUGUAAUGUUGAUGUCGCCUUUUUUGCUGAGGAUAAGACGAUGGGUUUAGGAAUGGUUGUCAGGAAUCACCAUGGGGAGUUUGUCGUGGGGCGAUCCAUUAUCUUACCAGGAUGCCGGAGUGUGGAGGAGGGAGAGCUUAUCGGCAUCAAGGAAGCUUUGUCGUGGAUCAAGGAGUUGGGUUUUCUCAAGGGUGUGUUGGAGUCGGAUUGCAAACGGGCUUGUGAUGCGAUUGGUUCGACGGAGAGGAGUAUUUCUGAAUUGGGCGUCUUGGCCUCUUUGUGUCGAGCUAAGCUCGUUUUGGUUCCGGAUCUUAGUGUUCGUUUUGUCAAGCGUGAGUAUAACGCGAUCGCUCAUUGUCUAGCGAAAGCUGCGAGAGAUUUUACUUCACAUCAUGUUUGGACUGAACCCCCGGUCUUUGUGGCGGGUCUUUUCCAUAUCCCAUGUUCUUGUGAGCAAUAA